Lichtheimia ornata is the source of this 804-nucleotide messenger RNA. RefSeq lists its product as uncharacterized. Gene Ontology annotation, biological process: regulation of transcription by RNA polymerase II. The transcript has 3 exons. The coding region runs from base 1 to 804 and encodes 267 amino acids. Lineage: Eukaryota; Fungi; Mucoromycota; Mucoromycetes; Mucorales; Lichtheimiaceae. The record is from RefSeq and is a predicted model, not a curated record. Gene Ontology annotation, molecular function: protein dimerization activity; DNA-binding transcription factor activity, RNA polymerase II-specific; RNA polymerase II cis-regulatory region sequence-specific DNA binding. Gene Ontology annotation, cellular component: nucleus.
AUGGCUUCCUCUUCCCGUGCCAAGUUAUUGAAUCCCACGCAGUAUCACCUGGAACAGCAGCAGCAACAACAGCACAACCCGCUAUCGUUGUAUGAUCAGGAAUUGCCAUCGUCUUCAUCACCCUUUGUCGAUCAGGACAAUUUCUCCCAAACGUUCCUCUCUCCCAAUGCAACCACUUUGGACGAACUAGACGAUGUCGACUAUCAGUCAGGGAUGUAUGCUGACUCGACUUGGCUUGGUGCUACGUCACCACCACAACAGCAACAACAACGAGUACAACCUAUGCCAAUGAUGAAUACACAUCAUCAAUACCCUCUUCAUCCUUUUGGUGGUGGUCAAGGCAACAACAAUACAUCAUCAAGCCCACCCUCUGGUGGAUUUACAGGGCCAAUGUCUGCACCUGCCAAUAUCCUUUCAGGCUUUCCAAUACAGCCCACACCAUCCUCCUUCGCCAAUCAUCAUCAACAACAACCAGAGAUGGCAAAAAGUCUAGAAGAGGACUAUGCGAUGCAAAUGAAUCUACAAAUGGUGAUGGAGAAACGACGUCGUCGACGUGAAUCGCAUAAUCAAGUGGAACGUCGUCGCAGGGACAAUAUCAAUGAUCGAAUCCAGGAACUGGGCACAUUGUUACCAGAAACUAUGUUGGAUACCAGUGGCACAUUCAAGCCCAACAAAGGAAUGAUCCUUAAAAAAUCAGUGGAUCACAUCAAGUUCCUCCAACAAGAAGUCAACACUUAUCGACAACGAAUCCAGGAACUAGAAAAUGUGCUCGGCUCAUAUCAGGCGGCGACGAAACGGCAAUAG